Molecule: messenger RNA, 1143 nt
Organism: Sturnus vulgaris (Common starling)
Lineage: Eukaryota; Metazoa; Chordata; Aves; Passeriformes; Sturnidae
Source: RefSeq, a predicted model, not a curated record
UUGAGUGACAGUCCUCAGUGGGCAAGAGGAGUGUCAGAGGAGCACAGCUCUGUGCUUUGGACUACAGGAGGAUUGCUGAGUUUCUGGCUGCCUUCUCCCUGAUCAGAGUAUUUCCCAAGAGAAAAACUUCCUCCUGGCAUGGCAAGUGGGAAGGCCUUAAAUCGUGAACUUUCUAAGCUUUUCAAUGAGAUGUGGGAUGCAGAUGUUCACCGCCUUAGGCCUGGGAAAGACUACACCAUUGAUGUGCAGGGAAAAGCAGGUCUAGCACAGCAAGGUGACAGUGCUGUCCAGGACAAUGCAGCCAGACAUCUGUUUCACAAUGUAAAUGAAGAACGCCUGAGGAGCAUAAAAACUUUUGCAACCUUUAUUUCCUUAUUGGACAACUAUGAGGCAUCAACUGGUGUAGCAGAAGUAGUGACUCCAGAAGAAAUAGUUGAAAACAAUUGUUUCCUUGAUGCUAUCUUAGCAACAGAAGUCAUGAGAGUGAGUAACAUAGAUCUUUUUUGUCACUGGAAACAUUGAAUAAAGAAGUAAUCUGUAUAUGUAUCUUGGUUUUCUAUCCUUCAGCUAGCUCAUGACUAUCUGCUGAAAAAAAAACUAGCAAAGCCAAACCUUGCUGAUUUCAAACAUCAGCUUUAUGACAUCUGGUUCCAGCUCUAUGCCAGGAAAGAAGGAGACAGACCUGAUUCUUGUGGUUUUGAACAUGUUUUUGUUGGAGAAACAAGGCAUGGUAAAGAGAUCUUAGGUUUGCACAACUGGGUGCAAUUUUACCUUCAGGAAAAGCGUGACCAGAUUGAUUACAAGGGAUACGUGGCUCGGAAGAACAAAACCAGGCCUGACAAAGAUGACCAAGUUUUGAGCAUCCAGUUCAGCUGGAAGGGUUCGGUCAAGCCAAUCGGAAGCAGCUUUAUUGGUGUCAGCCCAGAGUUCGAAUUUGCCCUUUACACAGUCAUUUUCCUGCUGUCUGAAGAAAGAGUCACACGUGAAACAGUGAAGAUAGAUGAGUAUGAGCUGCAGGUGGUUGUCUGGCGCCAUGGGCAGCACAUUGGAACAGCAUACCCAGUACUGCUCAGCACCACUACUGAAGACUAGUGGAGUGAGCAGGAAACUUUUCUUUUUAACUUGGGGGAAAGGAGGAGUGGU